AUGGCGAACGCAUCCAAUUGUCGGUCGUCGUUUUUCCCCUUUAAGUGUUUGCCAUGGAUUAAAUUCACCUUCUUGUCCCAUAUUGUAGGGGCAUUGGGGCAUUCCAUCACCGCAAACUACUCCCCGUUAACUAACGCCGCAGUGCUGAAUCCUCUUUUGCGUUCUGCGCAAUACUCUUUCCUCCACUGCAUUCCUCCUGCAGAUGAACCUCAGCUUCUGCAUCAACAGGAUUCGGAGGCUUCCGUUGCAGUUGGAUGUGGGAAUAACGUGCCCUCUGUCGCGUUUCUCAUGAACAAUGCUCGCCGUCUCCGUGUUGAACCCCACCUGACUGUUGAGCGUCAUCUAAGGGCGACACUGACAUCUCCUGCAUCUGGAGCCAUCAUAUGCAAACGGAGCUUUUGCGGCAGUGUUUCCGCUUUCUCACCCCCACGGGACAAGGGUUUUGCCGACGCGGAAUACCUCUGCGGCGGUUUGCCUCGCGGCGGUUUUGCGAGCCGCUUGAUGAUGCCCGGCAGUGUACAUAUGGAAUUUGGUUACGGGACGGAUCCCGAUGACGAGGGCCUUUCUCUCGAUGCAGAGGAUGCAUGUGUCGGGGAGUUGACAUCCAACACCGCUUCAGAGCCCCAACACAGUUCAGCGCCACUGGAUAUAGAAGGCAGGAGCGAGUCGCCUAGUGUCUCAGAGGCUCGCACUAGCAGGAGCAUUGCAGCUACGCUUUCUGGACAGAUUCUCGAGAAAGCCCGUCUGGUUCAGGCUACGUCUUCUGGCUUGUUUUGCAUUUUACCGUUGGGAUUUCGUGUGCUGAAGAAGAUUGAGACUGUAUGCCACCAAGAACUUGCAGGGACUGCCUCACCUCUAUCUCUUCCUAACAUCAUGCCGAUGCAGUGGUUGGAGAAUUCAGAGCGGAUACGCUCGUUUGGGCAGUCUCUCUACAAGGUGCAAGAUCGUCGGAGCCGGCAGUUUUUCUUGCCCCCAACUUCGGAGGAAGCAGCUGCGUGGCUAGCGGCAAGUGGCGUCCGAAGUCAUAGGGAGCUGCCGCAGGUUUUCUACCAGAUAGGUCCGAAAUUCCGAGAUGAAGCCCGCCCACGGGCGGGUUGCCUCCGCUCUCGUGAAUUUAUCAUGCUAGAAGCAUAUUCUUUUCACCAAGAUGCAGUAUGCAGAGAGAGUUCAUACCGGAAGAUGGACGAAUGUUUCCGGCGGAUACUUACACGGGUCGGGGCAGGGCCAGUUUACAGAUUCCAGGCCGACCCCGGUACAAUGGGGGGCCCUUGCAGCCACGAAUAUCAUGUGAGCAGCAUUCUCGGAAGUGAUCGGAUAGUAUCGGGAGUAGGACCGCUGAAUGAAAGCAAAAAAGAUGCUUCCGCAGAAGAUAUGGAAUACCACCAAAAUAGCUCGACUUUGGAGCCUGCCGCACGCUGGAAUGAUGGCCGGCGUGUGGCCCGUCUAGGGCAGGCAGUGUUCCGAUUGCUGCAGAAGACUGCAGCAGAAGCAGGGGGACCUGCGGAUAUUUUAUUCGACGAUCGACAAGGCCUCACGCUUCGCCAAAUGCAGUCGCAUGCGGAUCUCGUGGGGAUCCCCCAUCAGCUGAUCAUCAAAGACGACCUCUUGAGAACACCCGGCAACGCUCGCGUGCUUUGUAUCUCACGCAAAACGGGGAGGGGGGAUAUCUUGCCGAUUAGGGCGGCCCUGAACCGGCUGAGAAUCGCCUUUUACAGUGCGGCGGUGCCCUUCAAAGAGUGA
Messenger RNA from Eimeria maxima, 1740 nucleotides. RefSeq lists its product as hypothetical. Gene Ontology annotation, molecular function: ATP binding; proline-tRNA ligase activity. The record is from RefSeq and is a predicted model, not a curated record. Lineage: Eukaryota; Apicomplexa; Conoidasida; Eucoccidiorida; Eimeriidae. The transcript is spliced from 4 exons. Gene Ontology annotation, biological process: prolyl-tRNA aminoacylation. The coding region runs from base 1 to 1740 and encodes 579 amino acids. Gene Ontology annotation, cellular component: cytoplasm.